Messenger RNA from Aspergillus puulaauensis, 2004 nucleotides. Its product is annotated as CCCH zinc finger protein. The transcript has 2 exons. Gene Ontology annotation, molecular function: metal ion binding; RNA binding. Gene Ontology annotation, biological process: box C/D snoRNP assembly. Gene Ontology annotation, cellular component: nucleus. The coding region runs from base 1 to 2004 and encodes 667 amino acids. Lineage: Eukaryota; Fungi; Ascomycota; Eurotiomycetes; Eurotiales; Aspergillaceae. The record is from RefSeq and is a predicted model, not a curated record.
AUGAACCCUCAGGGAUUCUCCUUCCCUCCCCCUCCCCCUCCCCCUCCUGUGCAACAGCAUCAGCCGCAGCAACAAUAUCCUCAUAACGCUGCUUACACGCCCUAUGGCCAAAAUCACCAUGGCCAACGGGGUGGUCGUGGAGGAGGUGGCGGAAAUUUUAGAGGCCGUGGAAGGGGGAUUGGGAAUAGAGGAGGAGGCAGAGGAGGCAAUUUUAUGUCCUCUGAUGCCAACCGCCCUAGUGGUUAUCCAGCAACUGCUGGCGGAUAUGGGCCCAUGAAUUACUUAGGGUAUCCAACUCAACAUGUACCCAACCAGCAGACGGGCAUCUCAGCACCGCAGUAUAUGCAGCAACCGAUGCAGAACUUCCAGAACUCGGUGAGCGGAAAUUCAUUCGCCUCUGCACCACAUUAUACGCAUCCUUCGGUCCAUGGGACACCUUACCAACGCCAACCCUCCUACGAUGCUUCUUAUGCAACGUCGAAUACGCAACAGCCAGCUGUGUACAACCAGACUCCCAUACAAGCUACAUCGUCAGCCUCGCCAGCGAUUAUGGUUCCGCCCGUGCAUUGGGGUUUUCAGAAUACCGGACAAUCAGGGUCUUUUGCUGGACCGCAACGUCCGAGCCAACGUGGUCCCCGUCAGAACAAUGCAUACAAUCAUCAAAGUACAUCAGGGAAGCAUGACAACAAGCGGGAUCACAUAUCAGCGUUUGGAAAACCCCAAUCGGCAGCUCCACGUGUUCCUGCACCGCCCCCGGUACCCAGCUUUGGAAACCCUCUACCUUCAAAACCACCUGCGCCAGCGGAUACCUCACGGAAACCGAAAAAGAAGAAGAGAAAGCAUAACCAACUCGGGUUAACACCGAAAACGGAAGAGCACGAAUCAAGUGAAGAGGAGGAUGACGCUGACGAAGAAAAAAGGCUGGCUGCCGGCGGUGCGGCUGCGAGUGCCGCUUUGCAAGUUACAUACAGAGGGCGGACAUCUAAAUUACAAAGCUCUGCAGAAAUUGCAGCUUGGAUCGAGGAACGCAAGAAGCGUUUCCCUACUCAAGCGAAGAUCGAGGAGAGGAAAAAGGCCAUGGAAGACGCGAAGAAGGAAAAGAAAGUAAAGGAAGAAGCGCAACGGCAACAGAAGGAAGCGCGCAAACCAGCGAUGGCACAUGGGGAGAAGGAUCAGGAAAAGCACGGGCGAAUAGAACAGCCUCGAGAUUCUAAAGAUCCCGCGAAUGCAGCCGCGAAAGCCAAGUUAAAGGCCGAAAAGCUGCGGCGGAAACUGCUGAAGGAGGAGAAACGAAUAGCACAAGCAGAGGCCGACGCCGAACGCAUCCGCAAGCUUGAAGGGCUGCAAGAGGAUUCCUCGCAACAAAAUGCGGCACCAAAACCCACUAUUCAGGAAGUGGAUGAAGAUCGAGGACUGGAGUCUGCAAGCCAAGGUAGCCAUACCAAGGAUGGACCUCGAGCUCAACUACAAAGCGAGAACCGACAACCUUCGACGACAUACGAUGAAGGUGCCGUUAGCGACUCCGUCUCGAGUACCGACGAUAGCGAUUGGACAUCUUCAAGCGGAUCCGACCUGUCAUCAUCAUCGGACUCUGAUAGUGGCGAUGAUGAUUCUGCGCCGGAGCAAGCAACUUCGCGCCGCGAGGGACCAGAGCGAGUCCCACCGCCCGCUCGAGACGAAAAAAAGCAAUUAUGUCGACAUUUCGCUCGCAAUGGCCGUUGUCCGCGAGGGAAGGCGUGUAAGUUCGUGCAUGAUAAGUCGGAACGUGCGACGAAAGCAAAGCCAGUGGAGAGCAAGGGACGAAAGGGCCUGUUGCAAGCGCUCCUCGAUCGUCAGAAAGAAGAUGAGAACCGGAAAUUCAUGGAAACAAUUGUGUGGUUAGGCGAGAACGGGCUCCUUGAUGAACCUGCGGCUCAAACGGAUGUAUCUCUGGAUUCCACACCAAACAACGCCAGUGGUGUUCAGGAUCGCACUGAAAAUAGUCAGCUGCGGGAUAGUCUAUAA